Molecule: messenger RNA, 807 nt
Organism: Schistocerca cancellata (South American locust)
Lineage: Eukaryota; Metazoa; Arthropoda; Insecta; Orthoptera; Acrididae
Gene: lin-28
Product: protein lin-28 homolog
Exons: 5
Coding region: 1-807 (268 amino acids)
Molecular function (GO): zinc ion binding; nucleic acid binding
Source: RefSeq, a predicted model, not a curated record
AUGAGGCCGUCACGCGAGCCCCUCCCACUGAUCCGUGGCGCGUGGCGGAGAGUGGGCGGCGCGCCGGAGGGGCGCCGGCCGGACAGCGCGGGGAGGAAGCGGGCCGCCGCCAUGACAGGCCGGGGAGGCGGCGGCGCCUCGCGGGCGGGCAACCCGCCGCGCGUACUCACAGCCUCCGCGCCGAGACUACGCUAUCUGGCCACGUGUAUCCGCGCACCCCUAUGGUCGGUGGGCGGCAGCACGUCGCCAGGCGGCGAUGAGACGCGCGGCCGGCGGCGGGGCCGCUGCAAGUGGUUCAACGUCGCCAAGGGCUGGGGCUUCAUCACGCCCGACGACGGCGGACAGGACGUCUUCGUGCACCAGAGCGUCAUCCAGAUGACAGGCUUCCGCAGCCUGGGUGACGACGAGGAGGUGGAGUUCGAGUGCAAAGCGUCGGACAAGGGCCUGGAGGCGACGCUGGUGACCGGGCCGUCGGGCGCCGACUGCUGCGGCAGCCACCGGCGGCCCGUCUCCAAGAAGAGGUUCCGCAAGAUCAGCAGAUGUUACAACUGCGGCGAGUUCGCGAACCAUAUAGCGGCGAAAUGCACCAUGGGUCCGCAGCCCAAGCGCUGCCACCACUGCAAAUCGCAGGACCACCUCAUCGCGGACUGCCCCUCCCGGCCGGAUCGGAACAAAAAGUCUCCGUCGAUGGCAGUGCCAUCUGCUGGCACUGGAGGCGAAGCUGAACAUCCAGAGACGACCGCGGCGGUGCCGCCAGAUGGCGAAGCUAGCGUCCAGCCCUCUACCACCACAGCGGGCGGAGAGUAA